This is a messenger RNA of Zingiber officinale, 2074 nucleotides long. RefSeq names its product eukaryotic translation initiation factor 3 subunit D-like. NCBI's taxonomy places the organism in Eukaryota, Viridiplantae, Streptophyta, Magnoliopsida, Zingiberales, Zingiberaceae. Gene Ontology annotation, biological process: translational initiation. Gene Ontology annotation, molecular function: translation initiation factor activity. The record is from RefSeq and is a predicted model, not a curated record. Gene Ontology annotation, cellular component: cytoplasm; eukaryotic translation initiation factor 3 complex. The transcript has a single exon. Bases 95 to 1882 code for a protein of 595 amino acids.
ACGGAAACCCUACGUAACUUGGAUUCUUCGCUUCUUCACCACCGCCGCUUUCCCGAUCGGAAACCCUAGCAAUAACCGAGCAGCAGAUCCGGCGAUGGGCUUCGACGUCGGCGUCAUCCCCUUCAACCUAGACGGAUGGGGCCCUCCCGAUGCCAAUCCCGCGCCGCUCCUCCUCUCCGGGAACGACAGGGUCGCCACUCGACCCGCCAACAUCCCUUUUGCCCCCUUUUCCCGCUCCGAGAAGCUGGGCCGCGUUGCCGACUGGACCCGCAACCCUAACUUCGGCUCCAACGCCGCUCGAUCGGCCGCCGGUGGAGAUCGCGACGCCGUCUUCGACUUCGCUCUCGACGAGUCCUCUGCCCUAUCCGUCGGCGCUGGUGAUGACGCCUCUUUCCGCCUGGUCGACGGCAAGCCCCCGCCGCGCCCCAAAUUCGGCCCCCGCUGGCGCUUCCAGCAGCGGCCGCAGCUGCCGCAGCGCCGCGAUGAGGAGGUUGAGGCCAAGAAGCGUGAGGCGGAGAAGGAACGGGCCCGCCGCGACCGUUUCUACAACCUCCACCAUCGCUUUGCCGCAGGAGGUGGUUUUGGUGGCGGCCCAAAUCGGCGUGAUUCUCCUGUCUUCAAGUCCUCCGUCGACAUCCAGCCUGAAUGGACCAUGCUCGACCAGAUUCCUUUCUCCACUUUCUCAAAACUCUCCUUUUCCGUUCCUGAUCCGCCUGAGGACCUCCUUGUCUGUGGCGGCCUGGAGUUCUAUGAUCGCUCCUUCGACCGCAUCAACCCCAAGAACGAGCGCCGUCUUGAGAGGUUCAAGUCUCGCAAUUUCUUCAAGGUCACCACCACUGACGACCCCGUCAUACGUCGCCUCGCUGCCGACGACAAGGCCACUGUUUUUGCCACCGACGCCAUCCUUUCCGCUCUCAUGUGCGCCCCACGGUCUGUCUACUCGUGGGACAUUAUCAUUCAGCGUGUUGGCAACAAGCUCUUCUUCGACAAGCGUGAUGGUUCCCAGCUCGACCUUCUCUCGGUCAAUGAGACGUCGCAGGAGCUCCUCCCUGAUGCCAAGGAGGACAUCAACUCUGCAUUCUCCCUCUCCACUGAGGCUACUUACAUCAACCAAAACUUCUCGCAGCAGGUCCUCCUACGUGAUGGCAACAAGAUUACAUUCGAUGAGCCCAACCCCUUUGCUUCUGAAGGUGAAGAAGUUGCAUCUGUUGCAUACCGAUACCGCCGCUGGAAGCUUGAUGAUGAGACCCAACUCAUUGCCCGCUGUGAGGUGCACAGCAUCACCGAUGUCAAGGGUCAGCGAGCUUUCAUGACACUGAACGCCCUCAAUGAGUUUGAUCCAAAGUACACUGGUUUAGAUUGGAGGCAGAAACUUGAGACACAAAGGGGAGCAGUUCUCGCAACUGAACUCAAGAACAAUGCCAACAAGCUUGCCAAGUGGACUGCUCAAGCACUACUUUCCGGGGCUGAUUUGAUGAAGCUGGGUUAUGUCUCUAGAGUCCACCCUCGAGACCACUACAACCAUGUUAUUCUGAGUGUGAUUGGGUACAAGCCUAGGGAUUUUUCAGCCCAAAUCAAUCUCAACACUUCCAACAUGUGGGGCAUCGUCAAGUCAAUCGUCGACCUUUGCAUGAAGCUCAAUGAAGGGAAAUAUGUUCUUGUUAAGGACCCAGUUAAGCCACAAGUGCGAAUCUAUGAGGUGCCAGUAGAUGCAUUUGAGAAUGACUAUGUGGAACAGCCUCUGCCAGAGGAGGAGCAGGUGCAGCCUCCGGCAGAGGAAGAUGCUACAGCUAGUGCUAUGGAUGCUGCAGCAGAAGCAGUGGCCGAUACUGCAGCUGGAGCUGCAGAGGAGGAAAAGAAUGCCGAUGCUUUUGCUGUCUGAAUGGGAGUGGUAAGUGGCACCUUAGUCUAUACAUUUUCAGCUUCAAUUCAAAAUGAUAUGUAUGUUUUUUUAAUCCAUGAGAUCUGUUUUGUUUAUCUAGUUUCAAGUUUUGGUACAAAUGGAACUGUUUUCUCUUCCCCAUGUUGUUUGUUUAUUGUUGAAUGUUGAGGAUUUGGUGGUUUUAGUCUGCAA